AUGGAUGAGAAGGAGAAGAGCAGGGGCAUUUCGCUCCGCAAAAAGAAGAAGGACCGCCCCAAGAUCAGUGCCCCCACGCAAAUCAGCGGACCGCUGCCCGAGAACCUCCAGGGCCCAGCCAUUCCAGACGAGUUUCGCCAGAAAGCACAGGCUGCAAGGGAACAAGCCGCUGCUGCCGCCGCCGCCGCUGCGGAUGGGCAGAGUCCUGGCGGUCAGCCCUUGAAUGUUCCUCGCGAACGCCCCCAGCCUCCUGCUGCUAGCGGAAAGACGUCGGACCUGGUCAAGAGGAGGUACUCAACGCGCUUCAACCAGCUGCCCAACGAAGGCCCUCCCGGCGGCCCUCCGCUUCCUGCCGUGCCCGGAAUCCCGAAGCAGUUCGCGCCUCCGCCUCCCUCUGCAGACAGCAAACCUAUCAGGACAGAUGGACACGGGAUCAAGGUGGACAUUAAGGCACUCAGGGAUCCCAGUCUCAGGCCCGAGCAGUAUGUUGCUUCACUACUAGCUGAUGCUUCGGAAGCCGACAUCCAGAGAUACCAGGAGGACUUACGCAAGGUCAAGAACCGUACCUCCUCGGACCUGCAACACAAUGUCUACCAGAACCGUACCCAGUUUAUCAAGAUUAGUAAAGAGGCGGACAAGCUCAAGGGUGAGAUGCGUACCCUUCGCGCUCUCAUGUCUGACUUGACCAGCACGUUGGGCCAGGCCACGUCGUCUAGCUCGUUGAAAUCACCCGAUACUGGAUCUUCACGCCGGAAUGCCAACCGCAGCUCCGUAGCCAACCUCGAAGCUCUUUGGAACACGCACUUGCAGACACUAUGGAAGAGGGUUGAGGGCUCGCAGAAAUUCUUGCCUGCCAUUCCCGGUCGCCACAUUGUGUACGAGUCGGGACGCUGGGUAGAGCUCAAUGCUGCUACUUGGAAGGUGCGGAGAAGGGUGCAUCUCAUUCUUCUCAACGAUCACUUGCUCGUCGCUGCCGAGAAGAAGCGCACCGAUGCGCCACCGAACUCUCGGGAAGCGAAGCAGGCACAGCAGCAUACGCAACUUGUUGCCGUUCGCUGUUGGCCACUGCAAGACGUCCAGAUGGUGGAUCUGUCGACCAAAACAAAUGCCGGGCGUGACCAAAGUGAGAAAAAGCGCGCUGCAGAUUCGAUCAACGUUCGUGUUGGAACAGAGUCUUUCACCUUUGCCAACCCGGGCAGUGACCAAGUUGAGAAGGUCACUCUGCUCUCGUCUUUCCGGAAGGCGAUGGAGGACCUGCGCAAGAACUUGGAAGCUGAAACUGAAGAAAGGAGCAAGACUAAUGACUCUGUCAACUACUACGCUACCCGAGACUUGAGCGUACUCAAGGAGCAAGACUUGCUCGAAGGGCUGGGUGAAAGUGCUUCCCAAAACCGGUCCAGCCUCUUUGUUGAUGUUGAUGGCAAGAGGCAGACGAUUCGGUGGGUCGAGAGCCAACUCGAUGAGCUGGACAUCGACAUUGCACUGCAUCGUUUCGAAGCAGCUGUGGAGAAGGUUGAUCGUCUUCGGCGAAUAUCCAAGAACAUCAAGAGCAAUGCUCUUGCACAAGAGAUCUUCCUGCACAAGGUCAAUGAACGAGCAGCGAAACUUGCAGGACUCUUGACCCGGCAGCUUCAGGAAACGCACAACUGGUCGACGGCAACAAAGAAGCACGUUGACUGGCUCAUUCAACUGGGCUUCGAGGACCGAGCGCGAGAAGCUUACCUCGAGGCUCGCGGUAGCGUUAUCAAGAAGCGGAUUAGGCAAUGCGUCUUCGACGGUGACCUUCACCAAUACAUCUAUCAGAUUUCCUUCAUCUACUUUACGCUCAUCCGCAACACGGUACUCACCUUCCAAAGCUGCUUCCAGGCCACUAUGAUGUCGGCCUGCGUCAAGUGGGCCAAGGACCACGUAGAAGACUUCAACAGCAUUCUCUCCCGCCAGCUCAGCACAAUCGACGAUGACAGCGCCAUGUGGACGGAAUGCAUGGAGCGCGCCAGGGAGCACGGAUCGAUGCUGUCGGACGUUGGGCUUGAUUUCAAGGACCUGAUUGGAAGGGGAGUUGGGUUGAGAGACUCCGGGAUCGAUUUCUCGACGGGUAGAUACGCAGAGGAUGGACCGACGGGGUUGGGGCUGAGCACUUAG
Diplodia corticola is the source of this 2142-nucleotide messenger RNA. Its product is annotated as exocyst complex component exo84. Gene Ontology annotation, cellular component: exocyst. The record is from RefSeq and is a predicted model, not a curated record. Lineage: Eukaryota; Fungi; Ascomycota; Dothideomycetes; Botryosphaeriales; Botryosphaeriaceae. The coding region runs from base 1 to 2142 and encodes 713 amino acids. Gene Ontology annotation, biological process: intracellular protein localization; Golgi to plasma membrane transport; exocytosis. The transcript has 3 exons.